GACCAGCGCGAUGUUUGUGUUGUCAGGCGGAUACGCGGCUCGUGCUCGUCGGAAGCAUCACUUCGCGCACGCGCUUUGCGUCAGGGUAGUUCCAUAGCAACCGUAAAGAACAACAUGGCAAAAGCAACAACUAUUAAAGAGGCCCUGGUGAAAUGGGAGGAGAAAACAGGUGAAAAAGCAGGCGAGGCCACGGCUGUAAAGCUUUAUGGUCAGAUCCCUCCCAUUGAAAAAAUGGAUGCGUCUCUUUCUAAUCUUGUCAACUGCGAGAAAUUAUCCCUGUCUACAAACUGUAUUGAAAAAAUUGCCAACUUGAAUGGUCUAAAGAACCUUAAGAUAUUGUCCUUGGGCCGGAAUAACAUCAAAAACCUUAAUGGACUUGAGGCAGUAGGUGAUACUCUGGAGGAGCUGUGGAUCUCUUAUAACCUCAUAGAAAAACUGAAGGGAAUUCACGUCAUGAAGAAACUCAAAGUGUUAUACAUGUCCAAUAACUUGGUCAAGGAGUGGGGGGAGUUUCUGAAGCUGGCAGAUCUUCCAUCAUUGGUGGACCUCGUCUUUGUGGGGAACCCAUUAGAAGAAAAGUAUUCCACUGAAGGCAACUGGUUAGAGGAGGCUACUAAGAGGCUUCCCAAGCUUAAAAAGCUAGAUGGUAACCCCGUCAUCAAACGAGAAGAGGAGGAAGCUGAAGGGGAGAGUUAAUGCAAUUUCUUUUAAUAUUCUAAAGUUGGUGCGUUUUUAUUGUUCAAACACCAGCAUUUUUACUGUUAAAAGUCUGUGCAAUGUUUGCAUUUUUUAUUAUUUAUUAAAAAUUAAGAUAAAAAGCUAAAUCCAUUUUCUUGAGCUUCAACACUAUUUGAAUAGAUUUGAAAAGCACACCGUUGACUCGUGUUUUGUUAGCCUUGGCACAAGCGGAGAUGAACAAUCAAUGGGGUCGUGCUGAAGGACAUACGGGACGAUACUAAUUACUUACACUGUAAAAAGAAUUGUUGCGUGCCAUUGUUACCUCAAACAAUUAUUUCUACUUGAUCUAAACCUUAAAAAUCACUUUAUUAAUUUACUACAACUUAAUUCAGUCAUACUGAAUUGAAUAAUAUUUUUGACUUGAAUAACCAGUUAAUUUACAUGUUACCACAUGAAGGACAUAUUAAAGGUUAAGAAAGUUAAUAACUAAACUUUUUUACAUUGUACUUUUCAGGGUGACCAAUAACAUGUUAAACUGUAACAGUAAAAUGUAAGCCAGUUAUUACAUUAAAGCAAGUACAAAACUGAAUGGAUAGAUGCAUUAAGGGUAUGACAUUGGCUAUAACUGCUUCUUUAGUGGUGCUAUGCUUUAGUCUCUAUUAGGAGGCUACUAAAAAAUAUAUAUGUAUCUGAAGUUUAUUAAUGACUAUAAAAAGGACAACAGUUUUAAUUAAAUGCAUUUUCUAAAAGCAUAUUUUUUGUAAUAAUUUUUUGGACAUACAGUAAGCAAAACUCCUAAUAAUUGGCAGUUAUUCUGUUGUUGUCAUUCCGUUUCAUUCAUAUGCAUGUUAUUAACACACUACACUGUAUGUGUUGCACAAUGAGAGCAAUUUGUAAACACUUUGUAGCAUGUCUCCAUAUAGUAACUUCAGUGUACUGUGGCCAAAUAAAGGCGCUAUAAUUAAUGUUGUAAUUAAAAAGUUAUCUGACUUAGUUUCUUGUUAACAAUUUUAUGAAUGUGAUUUAGAUUUUAUAUUUACAAUCAUUUUUAAGCAUGUUUUAAUGUUUUUGACCCCUCUAUAUGUUAACUGUUUUUGAUUACUGUUUCACAAGAAAAAAAUAAACUAUUUUACUCUUUGCAAAAGUUA
Molecule: messenger RNA, 1826 nt
Organism: Megalobrama amblycephala (Wuchang bream)
Lineage: Eukaryota; Metazoa; Chordata; Actinopteri; Cypriniformes; Xenocyprididae
Gene: dnal1
Product: dynein, axonemal, light chain 1
Exons: 8
Coding region: 115-696 (193 amino acids)
Cellular component (GO): cytoplasm
Molecular function (GO): protein kinase binding
Source: RefSeq, a predicted model, not a curated record